AUGACGGUCGAAAUGACUCCAGAUGUGAAUAUUGCACCGACAUUUGACGUGAAAGCGGAUAAACCCAAAUCGCUGGAGAAGAGAGUGCAAGUUAACAAGAUGACUGUCAGCCUGUCAUUAACAUUAGUCAUGAUAUUCACGGUUUAUUGGAGGGAAAUCAAGGAGUUCGUGAAGACGUAAGCGGAGGGUUAUGGGUUUAUCAAGGAAAGACGGGGUCUUUUUGCACAGAACUGGCCGAAAUGAUGACUGCAUUUUUGAUAAUCUUUUGGGACUAUCGCAAAAUUUUGGAAAUAAAAAAAUUCUAGUUUUCCGUUUCCCACCCGAAACUUUGAUAACUACAAAGGCACGCAGUAAAACAAUUGCACAACAAUUUUUUUUUCUAAACAAAAUUCCCCAAGUUGUGAACGAAAACCAAUUUUUUCGACGGUUUCCUCAGUCUCGCGAAACGUUGCGUUGAAUACCCUGAGAUGUAUUUUUGAUUUACCAUAUAUUCGAAUAUGUAUUGAUAUCGUAUCUCUUUUCAGAUUCGAUCCAUUUCUGGGCUCUCGAUUGGUGUUUUACGAAGGAGCAGGUGGGCAAAAAUGGACAGUUCCUCAUUCUACUUACACUUAUUCGUAAGCCAUUUUAAUCAUAACUUGAUUAGUAAUGUUUUUGAUAGUAAUUACGUCUGUUUUCAGAUUCAAAGCGUCUUUCGAGAACUUCAAAUCGAAUGAAUGGGCUGUAAAUUUUAUGAAAAGGUACUGGCUGAUCUCGAUCCCGUUGGCGUAUUUUUAUUAUUAUGGUAUUCAUCGACUUCAGGAUUUUAUGAAAAACAGGGAACCCAUGAAGUUGACCAAGACCCUGGUCGCUUGGAAUAUUUUUUUGGGAUUAUUCAGUAUUGUUGGAUUCGUCAGGACAUUUGAAGUGGGUUUAUAUUACUUCAGGGAACUCUUAUUUAAAAUUUCUGAGGUUUUCUUUUUGUACCACCCUAUUAUUUAUUCUCAACAUCGAUAACUAUCGUUAUUCGUUUUAAGGAAUGGUUCUACGUAAUAAGAAACGAUGGGAUAUAUGGUACCAUCUGCACCACCUUCAAUCCCGAGGGCCCCACUCUGUUCUGGAGUAUUAUGUUCGCCAUUUCCAAGAUCUUUGAGCUCGGGGAUACUGUAUUUUUGGUGCUUCGGAAGAAGCCGGUCAUCUUUCUCCAUUAUUUCCAUCACAUGCUCGUCAUGGUCAUCGUUUUCAGUUCAAGUAAGUGUUUUGAUUUCUUCUAAAUUCAUUUCGUUACAGUAGCCGAAAUGAGUGCGCCCUCGCAGAUCUUCAUGUUGAUGAAUUACGUUGCCCAUUCCAUUAUGUACCCGUAUUACGCCAUAAUGGCCGCGGGAAUCAGGGUACCCAGGCCAAUUGCCAAAUGUAUUACGACUGUCCAGAUCACUCAGAUGUUCCUGGGAGUCUACGUGACGUCUUUUGUGGUCUACAAACGUGAUUUCCAAGGAAUUUAGUGAGUUUUUGGCGUAUUUUAGGGGUCACAGUAUAUGUAAUUUAAUCACCAUGACAGAGAAAUCUGUUAUUAUUAAAAAUUUUAAACCGUGAAUUUGUUGGCUUCCACGAUUUUUUGUCAUAGAAUGCCCUCACGAAGUGCUUGUUUUUUAAGUUCAGAAAUUUUUACAAACCAUUGUAUUCCUCAAUUAUAAAUAAAAAGUUUUACGUCGCUCUUUUUAGCUGCCAACAAACACGAUUCAGCACUCUACUCGCCUACGGGACGUACGUGGCCUUUGGCUAUCUAUUCGUCAAAUUCUUCAUCAAGGCCUAUUCCAAGAAACCCGCCAAGAAAGAAGCUUAA
This is a messenger RNA of Bursaphelenchus xylophilus (pine wood nematode), 1819 nucleotides long. The record is from the annotation of a GenBank genome assembly. NCBI's taxonomy places the organism in Eukaryota, Metazoa, Nematoda, Chromadorea, Rhabditida, Aphelenchoididae.